This is a messenger RNA of Carya illinoinensis, 604 nucleotides long. Its product is annotated as succinate dehydrogenase [ubiquinone] iron-sulfur subunit 3, mitochondrial-like. Gene Ontology annotation, cellular component: mitochondrion. Gene Ontology annotation, molecular function: iron-sulfur cluster binding; electron transfer activity. The transcript has 2 exons. The record is from RefSeq and is a predicted model, not a curated record. Gene Ontology annotation, biological process: respiratory electron transport chain; aerobic respiration. Bases 90 to 575 code for a protein of 161 amino acids. NCBI's taxonomy places the organism in Eukaryota, Viridiplantae, Streptophyta, Magnoliopsida, Fagales, Juglandaceae.
UCUGUUUGGGUCUGAAGAAAAUCCAGCGACACCUAUACCUUACAGUAUUAAGAGAAUCACAGAGAGAGAGAGAGAGAGAGAGAGAGAUUAUGUCAAGAAGUUCGGUUCGCAACGGCUACAACAAGGUGGCACGUAUACUUGGAAGAACAGAAAAACAUAAAAAAAAGUUUCCGGUUUUGGAAGAUCGCCCUGUGGGACAAGAACAUGCAGAAGAAGCUGUCGAGGAACAUGAAACCAUCCAUAGCAACAUCAAGAAGCUUGUAAAGGAGUGCAAAAUCUACAGAUGGAACCCCGACCAUCCCAACAACAAGCCCCACCUGCAGUCCUACUUUGUCAACCUCUCCAACUGUGGCCCCACGGUUUUGGAUGCAUUGCAGAAGAUAAAAGCAGAGGAUGAUCCGAGCUUGAUCUACAGAAGGUCAUGCAGAGAAGGAAUAUGCGGGUCAUACGCCAUGAAUAUUGAUGGGACCAACACUGUGGCAUGCCUCAAGCCCAUUGAUGCAGAAAAAAUGAUAUUUGCAAUCGUGGUUGUACAAACGGCGUACAGUUGUUUUGAAAAAAAUGAAUUAAUAUGAGACCUACAUGAAAAAAACUAACUUUUUAA